UGUGGGGUGGGGUAUAAAAAAGUCCGCAUGGGGCGCGGAGAGAGUAGUCAAAUAUUGGCGUUGAUGUCUUCUGGAUACACGGGACGAGGACCUCGUAUCUGCCGAGAUGAAGCUUGCAGCUCUGGUUGUGUUGUGUUCACUGAUCGCUUGUCAGGGAGCGUCUCUGCCAGGAUUUAUCCCCGUGCAGGAACCGCGGGGAACAGGUUCCGUCCUCAUUGAGCUGAGAAGGAGCACCUUAGGAGACUUUUCGGAGGAUCCCAGCCUGUGUCUCUCCAUGCGAGAAAACGACGCCCAGCAGCAGCAGCAGCUCCUCUGCAACGACCGAAGGAGCAAAUUCAACGUGAACCCAUUCGGCCUCCGUUUCGGGAAGCGCUACAACCAGGGUUACAUCUACAGGAGAGCUGUUAAAACGGCCACAAGAGGUCCGUUCUCACCUGGCCAACCGGAGGUGCUGACCUGAAGCAAAUGGAGACUAGAGCAGGACCACAAAAAUGUGCCAUGUGAUAAGUAGAAAGGAAAACACGUGAUUUAUCUUUGUACUUAUUAAACA
Molecule: messenger RNA, 550 nt
Organism: Doryrhamphus excisus (bluestripe pipefish)
Lineage: Eukaryota; Metazoa; Chordata; Actinopteri; Syngnathiformes; Syngnathidae
Gene: kiss2
Product: kisspeptin 2
Source: RefSeq, a predicted model, not a curated record